UGUGCAGAAAACAGGUGCACGGCGGUUGCCCGGGUAAUCGCCAGAUCAGUGGAUGUAAACAUUGCUCGUUCGGUAAACAGCAGUGUUCGUGAUUCUCCAGUCCGCCAGCUCUUAUCGCAUUCGACCUACUUGCUUCCAGCUUGCUAAUUUUCGUCUCGUCUGAGAAUAUGUCGCUCAGUGACGCAAAUAUCUUGCAGAGUGAAUUUGACAAAGUCCAUAUCGACUACGAAAAGCUGGUCAACAAACUAGCCGAAAUCCGCCAUGACCUUAAACAUCAACCGGUAGAGAUCAAAGCGGUCGAUAUCUUCUUUGACUACUUCGUCAAAGGGAUGUUCCACGAAGACAUUCGGAUCUCACAGUACUCUUUUGGCUGCAUCUGCCAUUUAGUGAAGCGCUUAUACUUCCAGGAGCCAUCUAGACUUCGCCGCUACGCAAACCAGGUUGUCCCCGUUCUGCUCGAAAAGCUCCCAGAACGCAACAAGAUCCACGAUGUCGCCUCCAAAGCUCUCAUGGAUUACUGGCGCGCCUCCAGUAUCGACGUGGAACGGUGCCUUCGCAUAUCAGGAUUUUUGAACGACCGCAGCGAAGUGAGGGAGCAGACUCUAAUAUUCCUGUGCACACUCCAGGAGACAGAACCAAAAUUUAUCGUGCGCGGAUUACUGUUUGAUAUUGUAUCGGCUUUAAAAGAUUCGGAUCCGAAAGUCCAAGAGACUUGCCGUGAGAGCAUACUGACUCUCUACAGAAAUGGAUCUCUCCAAGCGCUCUUUGACCUAAAAACUGAGCUGGUGAACCAACAUAUCCCCACAGAGGUAUCGAAUGAUAUACUCAGCAAGCUGGGUGUCGACAUACCAACUCCCGACAGCAGCUACAGCCAAUCUUCUGGAUCCUUGCUAUCCUCAUCUACCAAUUCAUCUCAGCGCCUAUCUCGCCCCAAAAGCGCGCAGGACGAAACAGCUAAUCUCACCAACACCACCACAGCAACGGGACCGACCGUGGGCGCGACCAAGCGAACACCGCUGGCUGUCAUUCCCGACAAAGCUGACGAGAACAGAAGUAUUCCCAAUUAUGUUUCUCCCACAGCUCCUCUGCACCAAUCUUCACCAGCGAUUCCUGAGCCUGCUAUGCUUUUCAUCAAACAGAUUCCUGGAACCGCUAUGGAGGAUUUGAAGCCAGUGUAUGCCACAUCAGCUCGCGAUUUGGAGCUACUCAUGGAAGCAAUGGUGAAGCAUUUUGACGGAAAAGAGACUGAGGCAAACUGGGCAGAGAGACAGAAGAGCGUGGUGACUUUGCGGGGAUUGCUUCGUGGAAAUGCGUUUACAGAUUAUGCAGUGGAGUUCAUCACUUCUCUUCGACCUCUUGUGGAUGGUAUCAUCAAAGCAGUUAGCUCCCUGCGAACGACUUUGAGUACACAUGGCUGCAAGCUGAUUAGCGAUCUUGCAAAUGUGACUGGCAGUGCCAUCGACCCAUUUGUGGAUGGAUUCGUACAGACGCUCGUCAAACUUUCGGCAGCUACCAAAAAGAUCUCUGGGCAGAAUGCGAAUGCAUCUCUUGUCGUCCUGAUCGCCUACACUUCUUUCCAUCAGCGAGUGGCUAGCCAUAUCUGUGGUGCUUGCCGGGACAAGAACGCGCCGGCGAGACUGUUUGGCGCAGGGUGGCUACAGCUCCUACUAAUGGUGCACAAGGAUCAGAAAGCUACUAUGGAGGCAUCGAACUGCGUUGAGUUAUUUGAAGCGAGCAUCAAAAGCGGUCUUGGGGACGCCAACCCAAAGGUCCGGGAAUGUAUGCGGACCACGUUUUGGGAGUUUGACACACUAUGGCCCAGCCAUUCUGCCGUGAUCAUGAACAAUCUCGAUCAAAUGGCUCGGAAAGCUCUCGAGAAAGUGAAUCCCAACGCGUCCUCUGGCGCGUCAUCCAGUGCAUCGUCUAUUUCAGGAUCGUCCGGAAAACCCGCCGCCUCGAGACCGCGAGUAAGCGCAGUAGCCAAAGCUAUCAUGGAGGCGAAACAGAAGCAGGCCGCACAAGCUCAGGCGAAGGGUGUCAAGCCGGCAGUGCGAGGGCUUGAUAAACCUGCUGUGAACAUGGCGAAGGCUAAUUAAAUGGGGGUGGAGAUGAAUGGUGUAUUCUAUAAUACGUGGGAAGUCAGGCGUAGCUUUGUAUUUUAUAUAUCUAAUAAUUUGAGCUCGUGACUACGACACGCUCUGUCCUAAUUCAUAUGCGAUGGAUACAUCAU
Myxozyma melibiosi is the source of this 2230-nucleotide messenger RNA. Its product is annotated as clasp N terminal-domain-containing protein. Bases 168 to 2096 code for a protein of 642 amino acids. Gene Ontology annotation, biological process: microtubule cytoskeleton organization. The record is from RefSeq and is a predicted model, not a curated record. Gene Ontology annotation, cellular component: cytoplasmic microtubule. The transcript is spliced from 5 exons. Gene Ontology annotation, molecular function: microtubule binding. Lineage: Eukaryota; Fungi; Ascomycota; Lipomycetes; Lipomycetales; Lipomycetaceae.